This is a messenger RNA of Drepanopeziza brunnea f. sp. 'multigermtubi' MB_m1, 2223 nucleotides long. Lineage: Eukaryota; Fungi; Ascomycota; Leotiomycetes; Helotiales; Drepanopezizaceae. The record is from RefSeq and is a predicted model, not a curated record.
AUGGAGAGCCUCGGCUACAGAUCCACGCUUGUGUCUGCACAGACGGAGGAGGGUGGAGGUUCUCCAUGGCUGGCUUGGCUCGAAGUGGUCGGCUUCAGGCUGAUGACAAGAUAUGAACAUCUAAGAAAGCUCUGUCAAAACAAGAAGCGCGAUUUGAUGAGGAUCUUCGCUCGUUCUACUUCAGUGCUACGUAGCUUUCCCACCCCCAUGCAUCACGUGGUGGGUAUAAGCCUUCCGCGCCCAAAGCCCCCAAGCGGCGCUCAAGAGCUGAGAGAACCGCACACUGACUUGAGAUUGGCAAAAAGGGUGCAUACACUGGUCAGUUACCCUCCUCAUUACUCUUCUACGUAUACUUGUAAUAUCAAAAUCAUAUUGACGCUUGCUGACUGGGGGAGCAGCAAAGAAAAGGUGCUUACAUCCCACCCCGUCCAUCCCCUACCGCGCAAGGUGCCCCCAAGUUCUAACAGCAAACGCGCGCAGAAAAAGAAAUGCAACGAGAACCGGCCGCAGUGCGAUAGAUGCCAGGAGCGCGGGCUGAAUUGCGAGUACGAAGCCGUGAAGCCGCGGAAGAAGAGAAGGACGUCGUCCGCUGGGUCCGCGCUCUCGUUGCGAAGCGAGGACUCGGAUCGCUGGCCUGGCCGCUUCGGUAACGGGAGGAUCUUUUAUGAUCAGACGUCCGAGUUUGGGGUCAGCAAGUGGGAGAUAGACUCUGUGUACCAGUACCCGGGCUCGGACGAGUCGGGAGAGUGGGAGACGCCGUACGGGAUUGACGUAGAAGAGAUCAUACGGACGGACCUGGUGCCCACUGCGCCAGCUGUCUCGAUGACGGUUGCUGGAAGCCGAAGUCAGUAUCCCGAUCUUGCGAUGAUUGCGCCGUCACCGGUAGCAUCGCCGCUGCUCGAGUUUUGCGCGCCGGUGUUCGAGGAGUUUACCGAUCGCACGAAUCGCCGCGCCUUGGUGGACCAUUUCUGCAAUGUUCUGUCACAUCUCAUUGUGUUUAAAGAGGACAACGGGAACCCGUUUCGCCAACUGGUAUUGCCAUUAUCGCAUGCCAGCUCUCCGAUCAUGAAUGCGAUAUUUGCGUUGAGCAGUGCCCACUUGGAGUAUCGAGGAGUUGUAAACCAGGAGAAAUCGCUGGAUUUCCAUAACAAGGCUUUACAGGGGCUCGCUAAUCUAAUUGAGCAAAAUGACCAGUCGAAUAGGGAGGAGGUGCUGGGAGCUAUCAUGUUGCUGGUUUACUAUGAAGUUCUCGUCCAAAGGGGAGACUCCAAUAUUGUUAAUGGCCAUCUGAAAGGCGCAAUGACAAUCAUGAAAUCCGGCCCCCAACUCAACACGCCAACAUCCCAAUUCCUCGAGCAUGCCUUCCGAUUCUACGACGUGAUCGCCGCCCUCUCUCUCGGCACGGCCCCUAAUUCCAGCACACAACCCGCGGUCCCAUCUCCUUUCCCAACCCCCCCAUCACCCUCUGGUUCAAUCCCCCCCUCUCCUCUAAGUGCAGUCGACACGCUCCUCGGCCUCUCCACAGACCUCUGGCCCAUCAUCCACCGCCUCUCCCACCUCCUCCCCAACAAGCACUCCCUCGAAGCCGCCAUCGCCGCGGGCGAAACAAGCAAAGCCACCGUCCUCAGAACAGAACUCGAAAGCACCUCCCAAGCAAUCGAAAACGCCCUCACCUCCUGGCGCCCAACAUUCUUCACCACCACCACCACCUCCUCCUCCUGCUCUUCGUCCCCUCCCACCGCCAGCCCAGACUCCUCCACCCUCCCCCUCCUCCUCCAAACACAAACCCCCCGCAUCCAAAGCAUCUACCACAACGCCUCCGCCUACCGGCACUCCUCCCUCAUCUACCUCCACCGCACCAUCCGCGGCCUACCCCGCUCCCACCCCGCCGUGCAAAAACACACCCACCUCGCCCUGCGCGCCUGCGCCAGCGUCGUCUCCCUCGCAGCGCAGUGCCUCGACGGACCCAUGUCGGCGCUCCUCUGGCCGCUCUUCGUCGCCGCCUGCGAGGCUACCAGCGCACCCGACAGGGAGAUGGCCCUCGCUGCCUUCUGCGGCAUUGAGAGGAGGCAGGGCAUGACGAAUAUCAGCAGGGCGUGGGAGGUCGUGAGGGAGGUGUGGCGGAGGGUUGACGACGAGGCUGAGGGAGGAGGGGAGGGUCUGGGGCAUGUCAGUUGGAGGGCGAUCUGUGAGGAGAGGGGGUUCAUUAUUGUGUUUGGCUGA